Molecule: messenger RNA, 2326 nt
Organism: Branchiostoma belcheri (Belcher's lancelet)
Lineage: Eukaryota; Metazoa; Chordata; Leptocardii; Amphioxiformes; Branchiostomatidae
Product: rab proteins geranylgeranyltransferase component A 2-like
Exons: 17
Coding region: 14-2326 (770 amino acids)
Biological process (GO): small GTPase-mediated signal transduction; vesicle-mediated transport; protein geranylgeranylation
Cellular component (GO): cytosol; Rab-protein geranylgeranyltransferase complex; nucleus
Molecular function (GO): GDP-dissociation inhibitor activity
Source: RefSeq, a predicted model, not a curated record
AAGACCCACCAUCAUGGCGGACGAGCUGCCUACAGAAUUUGAUGCGAUUGUUUUGGGCACUGGGAUGGCAGAGUCCAUCCUGGCUGCUGCCCUGGCCCGCUGUGGACAGAAAGUGCUGCAUUUAGACAGAAAUGACUACUACAGCGGAGACUGGGCCACCUUCAACUGGGAUGGUCUACAGCGGUGGAUCACCAGACAGACACAUCCAGUUGUUCAAGCGAUGAAUGAAGCAGAAGGGACCAAACCUGUGGAAUGUUCCAAGUUGGAGGAGGGGGAGACAGCAAUGUCAGUCCCUCAGCAGGCAAACACCAUAUCCAACUUAGAGAUGUUUACUUAUGUCAGAGAAAAGGCAGAAGAACUCCCACCUGUAGAGAAAGAAUCACAAGAACAGUCGGAAACAGUGACUGACAAAGAAGAGGAACAGACAACCACAGAGGAAACCCAGCAGCAGAUUCAUACUACAGAAGAUUCAGAACAACCCAAGGAUGUGGGUGAGCAGUCAGGUGAAGCUGCAGCUGGAUCUGUGACUGAAGAAACUGUAAGUGAUGAUAAAAGUGAUGACAGGUGUGAAGAAGAAAAGCAAGACAGCCCAGAAGAAAAGGAACAAGAGAAGAAACAAGACAGCCCAGAGGCAGACAAGAAAGAUAGGCAAGAAGAAGAGAAACAUGACAGCCCAGCACCAGGUGGUAGUGGUGUACAGCAGGAAGAGGUACAAGUAAAAGCAGACCCUCCAAAGAAAGUAGAACCUAAGAAAUGGACCAUGGACGACAUUCACAAGGAGUGGAGGAGGUUCAACAUUGACCUCUCUCCUAAGAUGUUGUUUGGGCGCGGUUCCCUGGUGGAGCUGCUCAUCACCUCCAACAUCAGCCGGUACUGUGAGUUCAAGGCUGUCAGCAGGAUCCUCACACUGCUGAAUGGGAAACUGGAACAGGUACCAUGUUCGAGGGCAGACGUGUUCAGCAGUAAGUUUGUGACGGUGCUGGAGAAACGGAUGCUGAUGAAGUUCCUCACGUUCUGUGUGGAGUAUGAGCAACAUUCGGAAGACUACCAGGGCUGGGAGGAGAAGCCCUUCUCCGAGUACCUCCAGUCCAGACAGCUGACUCCAAACCUACAGCACUUCAUCUUCCAUGCCAUCGCCAUGGCAACAAGAGAUGCCACAACUCUGGAGGGUUUGAAGUCUACCCAGAGGUUUUUGCGGUCCCUUGGUCGCUAUGGCAACACACCGUUCCUGUGGCCGCUGUACGGACCAGGGGAGCUGCCUCAGUGCUUCUGCAGGAUGUGUGCUGUGUUUGCUGGUAUCUACUGUCUGCGCCGGGCUGCCAGGGAGUUGAUCAUAGACAAGGAUAGUAACAAGUGUAAGGGAAUAGUGUGUACAGAAGGACAGAGGAUCAGCUGUAGAUGGAUGGUGAUGCAAGGCACUUAUGUGCCUCAGGUGUGCAGAAAACCUGAGUCUCCUGCAGGGUCUGUAUCCAGAGGGAUCUUCUUUACGGACAGGUCCAUGAAGGCUUCGGAGAAUGAACAGAUCACCCUGCUAUCUGUCCCACCAGCAGAAGGCAGUAACUUCCCAGUGAGAGCUGUGGAACUGGGGAACGGGGCAUCAGCCUGUCCCAAGGGCAUGUUUGUUGUUCACCUGACAAGUCAAGGCACUGGUUCUGCCCAGGCUGAGCUACAACCUGCAGCUGAGCAGCUGUUUCAGCCUCUGGACAAAGAAGAUGCAGACACAGAGUCAGAGAAACCCAAGGUGCUGUGGUGUGUGUACUUUAACCAGCUGGACACCACAGACUGUGACCCCGGCACCCUCUACACAGGACUGCCUGAAAACAUCGUAGUCACGUCUGGGCCAGGGGUGGACCUGGGGUACGAGCAUGCAGUACAGCAGGCGAGGCGCCUGUUUGAGCAGAUGUGUCCCGGGGAGGAGUUUCUGCCCGCGGCGCCCAACCCCGAGGACAUCAUAUACGAGGACGACGACGGCUACAAGUCUGGCGAGGCACCCAGCAGCUCCGACAACUCCGAGGAGAACGGGAACGACAGCGAGUGGAAACCCGACCAGGAGAAGCUGGACGAGGGCGUCGCGGGCGCUGGCAGCGAAGUGUCACAGGAGGCAGCGGGAGGGGAAGCCGAGGGUGGGGACAAGGGGCUGCCCCAGGGAGGGGGCGAGGAUGCCCCACAGGGUGGGGAUGAGGGGCUACCUCAGGGAGGGGGCGAGGAUGCCCCACAGGGUGGGCAUGAGGGGCUACCCCAGGGAGGGGGCGAGGAUGCCCCACAGGGUGGGGAAGGUGAUACACAGGCGACACCAAAGGAUACAGAGGAGCAGGCUGAAACGUAA